Messenger RNA from Trichoderma breve, 2529 nucleotides. RefSeq names its product CDC45-like protein domain-containing protein. Lineage: Eukaryota; Fungi; Ascomycota; Sordariomycetes; Hypocreales; Hypocreaceae. Gene Ontology annotation, biological process: DNA replication initiation; mitotic DNA replication preinitiation complex assembly; double-strand break repair via break-induced replication. The transcript is spliced from 4 exons. The record is from RefSeq and is a predicted model, not a curated record. The coding region runs from base 1 to 2529 and encodes 842 amino acids. Gene Ontology annotation, cellular component: DNA replication preinitiation complex. Gene Ontology annotation, molecular function: chromatin binding; DNA replication origin binding; single-stranded DNA binding.
AUGUAUCUCCCACGUUCUCUGAUAUCCAAGCUCUACUCGCACCUUCAAAACACUCGACAUCCUCUCUCCCCGGCCGUCCUGAUCCUCGUCGCGCUCGAACCGGAUGCUCUCUGCGCUUGCCGUAUCCUUACUCGCCUCCUCAAACAUGACUACAUUCCGCACAAGAUCCAACCCGUCGCAGGCUACAAUGACCUGGAGAAGGCCGGAAGGGAGCUUGUGGUCCCGAUGAUGGAGUCGCAGGGAGGCAGUGGAGGAGUUGUCGUCUGCCUCGGCGUUGGAGGCAUGGUCGAUCUUGGCCCGUUGCUGGGAUUAGAACCUGAAGGUGAAGAGUCUCCCUACAGCGGCGUCGAAGUCUGGGUCUUUGAUGCUCAUAGGCCUUGGAACUUGGCCAAUGUCUUUGGCGGCUUUCCUCUCGAGCCCCCGAAUCAAGUAUCGAGUUCAUACCAGUCGAGGAGUCCGGCAGGAAUCACAGGAGGCGCCAUCAAUCGAUCAUACAACUCAGGCAAGGGCGGCAUCGUGGUGUUUGACGACGGUGAUAUUGAAGGGGACCUCAUGACGGAGCGUGAUGCGUAUCUGGCGCUUCUGGAUAUGCCAGACAUUGAGGAGCAGGGCGACGAGGACUCCAGCGAAGACGAGGACGACGAUGAGGCCCAUUCUGGUCAAGAAGAUGACGACGAGGAAGAGCCGCCUCGUCAGCGGCGACGAAGUAAUUCCUCAAGUUCCAUAGCCAGCUCUCCUCGCAGACCAAAGCCCAGAGGCCUACUGUCAAUCCGAGAUCCUGCAGUGCUGUCGAGCGACCCCGUCGAACCUCCAUCAGGAGCCCAGCCUCCGCCAAAAGUUUCUGCCCGCACCCUGCGAAAGCGAUUAUUACGAAUGCGACAAGAUAAAGAAGCCGUCCUACACCAAUACUACAGGAUGGGAUCGUCUUUUGCAGAACCCAUCUCGUCCAUGAUGUACUCGUUGGCCUCCGAACUCGGUCGCGAUGACAAUGACCUUCUCUGGCUGGCUAUAGUAGGAGUUACAUCGAUGGAGCUUUACGGACGGUCAUCGGCGGGCGUCGCCGCCCCCGUCCGCUCUGGUGGAGGUGGGAGACCAUCUGGGUGGUUUGGCGUGCGAGGUGCUCGCCUGCGACAGCUCUUGCGAGAUGAGGUCCGGAGGUUGAACCCACCAGAAAUGACAAACGGAAAAGUUGCCCCUGAAAAUAACGGCAUCAUACCAACCACGGCCAGGAACCCUGAAGACACGGGCAUUCGCCUGUCACCAGAGCCAAGGUUUCUUCUGAUCCGCCACUGGAGUCUCUACGACAGCAUGCUACACUCGCCAUAUCUCUUUUCCAGACUAAGAACCUGGAGCGAAGCGGGUAUCAAGCGGCUUCACAAGCUUCUCGCCAAGAUGGGAGUCAGCUUGGCGCAGUGCAAACAGAGCUAUACGCACAUGGACAUGAUGCUGAAGCGCGAGCUGAGAGCAAAGCUUUUGAAGUACGGAUCUCUAUACAACUUGGACGAGAUGGUCCCGGCGGUCGACACAGACGGCAAAGAUCGAGCGGGAGCCAAGGAUGGAUGGGGCUUUGUCCGCAGCUGGGGCUGGCGUGCCACCCUCAGCGCUCAGGAUGUUGGCGUUGUCAUUGGUGCUCUGCUGGAGGUUGGACAACAUGCUCAAACUUUGGAAACAACAAACGGAGGACCAAGCCAGGUGACCCGCGAGAUGGAGGAUGAGUCAGAGUUGGCUGCGCAGGGCGAGGAGUGGAUUGGACGCUUCUGGGAAGCGUAUGAUGCAUUGGAAAAUAUUGAUGCUCUCAAAGCCGGACUGCCGACGGCGCAAUUCCUGCACCGCGCAAUCUACCGAACAGGGACAUCUCUCAUUAACAAGAAGCAAAUCAAGCAUCUCCGUGCUUUCCGCAUGUGCGUCGUCAAAGACGGCCCAGAUGUUGCUCUCUUCACCCACCCAGCCGCCUUGACAAAACUGGCUCUCUGGAUAGGAGAGGCUUUGGCUGAACAAGAAAAGGAAUCCCAGGGAAAGCUGUCACAUGGCGGUCGUGGAACACCCCUGGUAGUGGCGAGCCUAAACGAGAAGCGUGGAGUCUACAUCGUCGUUGGUACUGGUGGUGGCGGAGGACCUGAUAGCGUGUUUAUGAACAAGGCUACUAAGCAAGAGAGGCAAUCAAACAAAGAGGCCAAGGCAAAGAAGAAAGAGGAGGCGCGAAAGGCGAAGGAAAAAAUUCGCGAAGAGAAGCGUGCGGCUAAACGAGCUGCGAACCAAGGCAACGACGACAACGACGAUGAUGACGAACUGGAGACGGAAUCUGAAGGGUCCGACUCUUCUGAAUCGGAAGAUGACUCGGAUGACGAAGAUGCUGAGAACGAUAGAGGUUACGGCUUGAACAAGUUUGGCAACGCAUUCCAGGAAGUCAUCUCUGAGACGAGCGCGCGAGUCCGAAUUGACAGCUUCGAGCACUCUGUCGUGGAAGUCAAGAAGGAGGAUCUGGGAGGAUUCCUCGAGAGUCUCAGUGAAAAGGCCGUGGUGGGUUAA